This is a messenger RNA of Notolabrus celidotus (New Zealand spotty), 938 nucleotides long. RefSeq names its product low affinity immunoglobulin gamma Fc region receptor II-like. The coding region runs from base 145 to 801 and encodes 218 amino acids. The record is from RefSeq and is a predicted model, not a curated record. Gene Ontology annotation, molecular function: transmembrane signaling receptor activity. Gene Ontology annotation, biological process: cell surface receptor signaling pathway. Lineage: Eukaryota; Metazoa; Chordata; Actinopteri; Labriformes; Labridae. The transcript has 5 exons.
GCCGACACUAUGCGAUAACCGUAAUAGCUAUCAGAAAAAGGAUCAAACCCCACCCUGAGGGUCACGCCCGACAGAUCCCAGGUAUUUCUGUACGAAACCUUCUACAUUGACUGUGACCCGUCGAACAACUCCACCAAAACAUGGAUGGUGAAAAGAAACACCUCCUUCAGCAAAUCUGAGCCGUGUGACCGUGGCUGGGGGAGACAGGUUAAAUCAUCCUGCAAAGUUCAGCAUCCUUCCAAAUCCUUCUCUGGAGCAUACUGGUGUGAGUCUAAGGAGGGGGAUCGCAGCAACGUUGUCCACAUCACAGUGACAGAUGGUGUUGUGAUCUUGGAGAGUCCAGCUCUUCCUGUGACAGAGGGAGAUAAAGUGACUCUUCGCUGCUCCUACAAGACAAAAGAGGAAUAUAACUCUACAUCAAAGUUUCCUGCAAGUUUCUUCAAAGACCAGGUCUUCAUCGGUAAUUAUUCAGCAGGAGAGAUGGUCCUGCCAACCGUGUCCCUGUCUGAUGAAGGCUUCUAUAAAUGCAAACACCCCUCCAAGAAGGAGUCCCCGGAGAGCUGGCUGGCAGUGAGAGCUCGGCCUCCACAGACCCUUACUGCUACUCCUACUCCUACUCCUCCUCCUCCUCCUCCUCCUUCUCUUUUUCACUUCAUGUCUCUGUCCAAACUGGUGUGCAUCAUCCUGCUGUUCAUGAUCUACAUAAUCAUACUCUUUGUGUGUGUACACAUGUACCGCCGGAGGGCUCGAGCUCGAGCUGAUGCCAAAAGACGAGAUUCUGAUCGCCUUCCACUGGAAUGAAGACAAACAGAACCUCCUGAUGAAGUCAACCAAUGAUAGUAGUCUGAUUUUUAUCCAUCUAAGUUUUAAAGUUGUCUGUUCUCUAAUUCUUCAAUAAUCAGCUUCAUGCAUUAGACUAAAAAAAGAGCUUGAUGUUU